GCGCAAUAUAUAAUCUCAAGGUCAUAUACACGAGAAUUCGGUGUGACAAAUUAAUGUGUCUUGGUUGUUUUUAUAACAGGGUCAGUUAAAAUUCUGUGUAGUAUAUAUCAACUAUCGAAACAUCCUGGCAAGUCGCAUUAUGACGAUAGAAGAUCCGGACCUGGAAGCUGGAAAGAAUAUCGAUGUAGAUGAACUACUGGCAUCAUUUAAAAUAGACCUGCCUAUUGAGCUUUCUGAUCCUGAAAAAGCUCUACGGAAAGAAAUGAUGUCUCUCAGACUAAUGAGAAGAACUCUGAAUGAUAUUGACAAUGAAGUUAAAAAAUGCGAAAGGAAAGAAGAAAAAUCGAAAGCAUUGAAACCGAGAGAGAAAGCUAAAGAGGAGGCAAUGAAAUUAUUGAAAUCAGGAGCAAUAUCGAUUGAAAACAAAAAUGAACGUCAUACAUUUAAGCGUAAACCUAAAGAAAGUGAAGAGGACGAGGUACCUGGAAUUAGUGUUAGUGCAAUAAAAGCGAAACAAUCGCUCUACCGCAAUUUCCUUCCUGGUCCAACGCUUAAUCCAGUGCAGUUGGAGGAAAAUAAACAAUCUGACUUAGCUGAAUCUAAAAUGGAAAUUUCAGAAACAGAUUAUACACCAACUUCUGAGCCUUCAAUAACUAAAAGAAAACAACAGUUUUGCCCCGUACCAGAUGAUAAAACUUCAGAUACCGACCAGGUGUCGGAUAUUUCAGGUUCAUCUUCAGGAGAUCAUUUACGUUCUCCAAAUAGACCAAUGCAUUCUACCUUAUAUGUGGCAUAUCAUAAUAUCACUGAACCUUUUAUUCAUGAUGUCUUCAAGCCGUAUGGUACCGUCGUUAGGGUUAAGAUAGGCGAUCCUCCCAAUCAUGCAUACGUUACAAUGGCUACAAAUCAAAUGGCAGAAAGUGCAUUAAAGUUGGAUCAUCAAAUGGUAAGCAAUCGUCUUCUACGUGUUUCAUAUGCUCGGAGACCAUUUCAUCAUUCAAAGCCAUUUUCACCUACAAAGUAUCAUAUAGGUCGAUCAUUUCGAAAAGCUUCUUUCAGUGAUUCCUUUUCUCCGGCAGAAGGAUCUUCAAACUCUACGCCUGGUAGUAGUGAAUCCAGUCGAGAUCUAGUCACCUAUGAAGACUUGUAUUCUAAUAAAUAAUAAUAAUAUGUUGUGUAUAUACUAAC
Molecule: messenger RNA, 1188 nt
Organism: Trichobilharzia szidati
Lineage: Eukaryota; Metazoa; Platyhelminthes; Trematoda; Strigeidida; Schistosomatidae
Source: the annotation of a GenBank genome assembly